CAUCAGCUACCGUCAUAAGUUUCCAGCAAAGAAAAUAAACUACUGAAAAUGGUGUUAAGUUUCGAAAUCAUAAUACUAAACUUGGUUUUCGUAACAGCUCUGACUGCUGAUAGUACUGAAAAUCUGACAGCGUCACCCCAAAUUGUACAAGCACAUCCAAUAAAUUUGGGUAACAUUUCACAAAAUGGACAGAUAUUUACACAAAAGAAUAGUUUAGCUAAUCGAGAUGCUGGCAAAAAUACUACUUCUACCUCUGAAACCGAAACAACUACAGUUGAAAGCACCACCACUGAAUACGACGACAGUGUAAUAGAAGAUGAAAAUAUUGCAGUCCUUAAUACGCCAUAUAUUGAUGACAUCGACGCUGUUGCCAAGACGACGCCUGCAGAGUUAAUUGAAACAAAAACCACACUUGGCAAGACGACGACGCCGACAAAGUUAAUUGACAAAAAUAUCACACUGUUUAAUAAGAUAAUUUAUACAGAACAAAAGCCUGCAGCGGAAGAAAAUCAGACAUCAAGGAAGGCCACAAUGAGCAAUGACUGGAUCUGGAUUAUCUUGCUGGUUGCAUCGCUGCUGUGUCUAUGUGUGAUCUUCGCUAAAAUGGCCUACACUCGCUACCAUUCAAACACAUACUAUACGUACGAGCCCGUGUCGGGCAGGGCCUUGCUGGCACUCUCCACUUCACGGCAACCUCGUCAUAGAGACUGAAAUCCUAGAACGCCUUAACAAAAUUUUGCAACAGCCUGUAUAUUUAGAGACUCGAUUUUCUUCUUACAAUAAAUCCAUCACUAAUUAUAUGGAUUAUUAUCUAUA
Plutella xylostella (diamondback moth) is the source of this 816-nucleotide messenger RNA. NCBI's taxonomy places the organism in Eukaryota, Metazoa, Arthropoda, Insecta, Lepidoptera, Plutellidae. The record is from RefSeq and is a predicted model, not a curated record.